AUGGUCAUCCGUACCAUUGGGUACCGGUGUUUUUUCGCCAAGAAGCGUGACCAGAAUGGUCGCGUGGUGCGCUUCAAAGCGCUAUUGGUGGCGAAAUGUUUCAAGCAGAAGAACGAAGUGAACUUGUUUGAAACGUACUCUCCAAUGGAACAGUUGGAUGCUGAAACAGCGUUUCUCAACAGCGAGUCGGAGGACCGUGUCGAAAUGGAGGUACCUCUAGGCGUUGAGAACACCCAGGACUAUGUGGUUCCAGGGAAAAAGGCCAUUUAUGGAUUGAAGCAAGCUGCAAGUGCCUGGAGCAAGAGCAUUCAUCGUGUAAUUCUUGACUACGGUUUGAAAAGCCGUGGUGCGAACCUAUGCUUCUAUGUAAAGCGCUCCAAGAACAGUUUUAUAUACGUCUGCCUCUACGUCGAAAUUAUGAUCAUAGUGGCGAAGACUAGUGAUAAAAUCAGUGACGUGAAGGCCAAACUAAAAAAGGCCUUCAAGAUGAAGGAGCUUAGACCGGAGAAAUUUUUUCUAGGAAUGGAGAUCGACCAUGACAUGACUAUUGGAACACUUAUGAUCAAGCAAACGAGAUGCAUCGAUGAUGUGGCAAACUGGUUCGGGCAAGAAACUCUGAGAUGGUAA
Messenger RNA from Peronospora matthiolae, 627 nucleotides. Lineage: Eukaryota; Oomycota; Peronosporomycetes; Peronosporales; Peronosporaceae. The record is from the annotation of a GenBank genome assembly.